Messenger RNA from Vespula pensylvanica (western yellowjacket), 4001 nucleotides. It is a transcript of the gene emp, whose product is annotated as scavenger receptor class B member 1. Lineage: Eukaryota; Metazoa; Arthropoda; Insecta; Hymenoptera; Vespidae. Gene Ontology annotation, cellular component: lysosome; membrane; cytoplasm. The record is from RefSeq and is a predicted model, not a curated record. The coding region runs from base 941 to 2491 and encodes 516 amino acids. Gene Ontology annotation, molecular function: scavenger receptor activity. The transcript is spliced from 6 exons.
UAUAUAUAUAUAUAUAUAUAUAUAUAUAUACCUUUCUCUCUGCCUAUUUCUAUCUAUCUCUCUGUUUACCUCGUUACCUUUUUUUCAAUAAACUUUUCGAAAGUUAUAAAAUUGAUCGUGAAUUUUGGAGAAAUCUGGAUCCACAGGUUGAACGAGAGAAGAGAUAUCUAAAGUUGUCUUUCAAGUUGAAAAAUAUUUAACGGGUUUUCGAGACGUCGUUAUUGCUGCUGCUGCUGGUAGUAGUGGUGGUUGUGGUUGUGUUGGUAGUGGUGGUGCUGUUGCUGUGUUAUUCAGGCAAAAGGGAAUUGAACUUUCUCCUUCUAUCUUUGUUGCGGUGAACGCAACGAGUCACGACUACGACGACGACGACGACGACGACGACGACAACGACGGCGACGGCGACAAGGACGACGAGGACGACGAGGACGACGAGGACGACGAGGACGACGAGGACGACGACGACGGUGAAAAGAAAUAGGAAGAAGAUUACGGCGAGGAGAAGGGAAGAGGAGAUUAAAGACGAGAUUGAGAAUAUUUUUGUGUAAAUACGUACAUUGCAUAUACAUAUCUCAUAGUUACCGACGGUAUUUGUUCUUAUUCAAGAAAGAGAGAGAGAGAAAUAAAAAGAAAAAAACAAAAAAAAAAAAGAAAGAACAACGAAAAAAGAUUUAAGGACAAAUUUUCGUCGCGAUUACAUUAUUCUCAAUCGACGACGACAAUAAUAACGAUGAUGAUGAAGAUGACAAUGAUGAUGACGACGACGACGACGAUGAUGAUGAUGUUGAUGCGAUAAUAAAAACAUACGCGAUAGUUUUCUUCCUCUUCUUAUAAAAACUUUUUCUUCUUCUUCUUCUUCUUCUUCUUCUUCGUGAGGAAAGUGCGACGACCGUGUGGUGUUUCUUUAGUGCACGUGACAUAGGAAGAAACCGAUAGAGAGAUCAUGAGAGUAAAUCGUGGAAUUUGCGCUAAGCUCCAAGGAGGAUUCCUCAGACGAUGGUGGGCAGCUGUGGCCUUCGGCGUCCUUCUGAUCGUUAUAGCAGCGAUUUUAGCAGCUCUUUUCCCUCAGUUGAUAAAUAUCAUCGUGAACAAGCAAAUCGCGUUGAAGGACGGUGGAAGGACUUAUGGCUGGUGGAAAGCGCCGCCUGUUAUACCACGUUUACACGUAUACAUUUACAACGUCACGAAUGCCGAUGAAUUCUUGAACAACGGCGAAAAACCUGUGUUAGACGAGCUCGGACCGUACGUUUAUUCACAGCACUGGGAGAAAGUCGAGAUAAAGUUCAACGAAAAUGAUACGGUCAGCUACAAAAUUCGAAAGCAAUACGUUUUCACGCCGGAACUGUCAUCGGGUUCCGACGAUGAUCUCGUCGUCGUGCCAAAUGUUCCAAUGUUAUCGGCGACGAGUCAAUCGAAGUAUGCGGCACGUUUCCUGAGACUCGCAAUGGCGUCGAUUAUGGACAUUUUAAAGAUAAAACCUUUCGUCGAGGUGUCCGUUGAACAAUUACUUUGGGGAUACGAGGAUCCACUUUUGAAAUUAGCCAAAGAUGUUGUACCGAAGGAACAAAAGUUACCUUACGAUCAAUUUGGUUUACUUUAUGGGAAGAACGGUACCCAACCGGAUUGGUAUACAAUUUUUACGGGUGAAAAUGAUGUGACGAAAUACGGUAUGAUGGAAAAAUGGAACGGUAAGGAGGCAUUGGGUCAUUGGUCGACACCAAGUUGCGAUAGUAUCAUGGGUACAGAUGGUAGUAUCUUUCCACCUCACAUAACUAAGGAUACCGUUCUGAAAAUUUUCGACAAGGACCUUUGUAGGGCCCUUCCUUUGGUAUUUCAGAAAGAAGUGAUGACUUCCGGGGGAGUUCCUGGAUAUAGAUUUACGCCACCGUCGAAUGUCUUUGCCUCAGCUGACAAAGUACAUUCUCAACAAUGCUUCUGUCCUGCCGGUCCACCAUGUGCACCUGAAGGAACAUUCAACGUAUCUGUCUGUCAAUACGACUCACCCGUACUUCUUAGCUUUCCACACUUUUAUAUGGCCGAUCCGGCAUUGAGAGAGGCCGUGAUAGGUGUGUCACCGGCUGAACAGGACAAGCACGAGUUAUAUGUCGACGUGCAACCAAUGAUGGGCACGGCCCUUCGGGCUCGAGCAAGGAUGCAAAUAAACCUUGCAGUGAGCCAGGUGCGAGAUAUCAAGCAAGUCGCCUCUUUUCCCGAUAUCGUUUUCCCCAUCAUGUGGUUCGAUGAUGUAAUCGAUGAGUUACCACCAGAGAUGCGUUCGCUCUUAAAAAUGGCGGUCGAUUUGCCGCCUGUCGCUAGAGCUGCGCUUUCAGGAGGAUUAGCUGCACUUGGUGUGAUCAUUCUCAUUGGUGCUCUUUGCUGUUUGGCACGAGCUGCUAAACGACAGGAAAAACUUCACCUGAGUAAUCCUUUGCCAGCGAACACGACUAACAACAAAACUGGUCAACUAAAUCCAGCGUUUCAAACAUCGAAAUAAAAUUCUUCUUUUUAUCGAGGGAUAGACAAAGAGAGAGAGUGAGAGAGAGAGAGAGAGAGAGAGAGAGAGAGAGAGAGAGAGAGAGAGAGAGAAAGAGAAAGAGAGAAAGAGAGAAAGAGAGAGAGAGAGAGACAAAAAAUUAUCAUCGAUAUCGAAUGCAUUUAUUUCGAAUCGUCCGUCAAAACUUUCCAAUUAAUUUUUAUUCCCUUUUUGUUCGACUUAUUUUAAUUCUUUUUAUUUUCAUAAUUUUUUUCUUUUCCUUUUCUUUUCAAGCAACAUUACUUUUUAUGCGUUUCCAUGAGACGGACGAUCGAUUAAUAACCCAAUCGUGAGUUGUUUGAUGAGUCCUUCCGCGUGUAUGCGGUUCGACGUUAAUUAUAUUUAUUACAUUUACCUGUAGGAAAGAUCUCGAUGGAGACAUUUAUUUCGCAUGGCAAAUGCGCGAGAAUAUAAAAGAAAGUAUAGAAAGAAAUAUAAUAAGAAAUAAAUGCGAUCUAUUUCGAAACGAAUGUCCUUGGAUGUAUCCAUUGAUCGAUAGGGAACAGUCGAUAUAUAAAUCGUCUGGGUUCGGAAUGUAUAGUUUAUCGUUCUUCCUCUUAUUUUUCUUUAUUUCUUUUCUUUUUUUUUCCUUUUUUUUUCUUCGUUUCUUUUCCUUAUUUCUCUUUUCACUUUUUUUUUUUCUUUCUUCGGACGCGGGUAAUCUCUCAUAAGGAGGACUUCCUUUUUUUAUCUUUUCUUACUUCUGUUUUUAUCUCUAUUCUUUUCUUUUUCUCUGUUUUUUUUUUUUUGCUCACUCCGUCGCCAUCGCCGUCGCCGUCCAGUCACUAUUAUUUCUUUUUUAUUAUAUUUUAUUCGACAAAAAAAUUUGUAGAAAGUGCCGGUGUGCGCGGAGUGAGGUAGGUGGAGGGUGAUAUACAUAUUUAUAUAUAUAUAUAUAUUUUUUUUUUCUAAAGAAAUUCAAAUAUAAUCUGUCAAUCCGUCCAGACGCUCUCUAAACCAGUGGUUUAACUUAGGUAUUCAAAUUUUAGAAAAGAAAAAGAGAGAUCUAUAAAAGUAAUAAAUCAUCGCUGAUAAAGAAACGAUAAGCUUUUCGUUUUUUUUCGUGAAACGACGAGUCUGGAAAAAAGCAAAGAUGUAAAAUGGAAAUUUGAAAGACGGUGUUGUUUGAUUGUAAUUAUUAUUAUGCUAUUUUAUUAUUAUUAUUAUUAUUAUUAUUAUUAUGCGAUUUUAUUUUUAUUACUACUACUAUUAUUAAUACUUUAACUAAGUCUGUACGAUGAUCUUACGUUACUCAUUUGUAUAUGUAUAUUUUAUAUCGUAAACGUGUUAAGUUUAGAAAUGAUUAGUAUUAAUAUAUGUAGGUAAGAUUAUUUUUGUACGAUAAUAAUCGUCGUAGGAUGCCAAAAAAUAUUAGGAUACGUUUUGUGCGUAACACACGAAUAACGUAUCACGGAUGAACGAAUAAUAACGAUCGUACAAAUCGACCGAAUAAAUGAAUGUAAUUAAUUAA